This is a messenger RNA of Anthonomus grandis grandis, 1473 nucleotides long. RefSeq names its product platelet-activating factor acetylhydrolase-like. The record is from RefSeq and is a predicted model, not a curated record. Gene Ontology annotation, molecular function: 1-alkyl-2-acetylglycerophosphocholine esterase activity. Lineage: Eukaryota; Metazoa; Arthropoda; Insecta; Coleoptera; Curculionidae. The coding region runs from base 140 to 1297 and encodes 385 amino acids. The transcript is spliced from 7 exons.
GAUAAACAGAGAUGAACACAAUAACGGGACCAGUGACCGGUCAACGACAUCCUACGCAGCAUCGGAUGAUAAGUACUCGCGGUCGCAGUCACUUUUAUAACCUCAAUAGAACAACAAGCCCCGAAUAUUAAAGUGAACAAUGGUAAGCCAUUUACCAUUUGCCACAGGGCCCUUUAGUCCUGCCAUGGUCGAUAUUAUGCUGGGUUAUAAGAAAGACAGUGCGUUUUUCAGGCUUUAUUACCCCACCGAGGAGAAAUUGGACACUGAGGAGCAACGAAGCAAAUGGCUCAGUUGGCUUCCGGACGAGUCCUACCUGGACGGUAUAGCGAAAGUCCUGCUUAUUUACAAGUUUUUUUUGAAGAUCGCCUUCUGGUGGACAGAUGACACCAAAAUACCCGCUUUAUAUGGGGCGAAACCUAAAAUAACAGAACCGCUUAAGUUAAUAGUGAUGUCACAUGGGUUGGGCGGAAACAGGUUCUUGUAUAGCAACGUUUGCUGCGAGUUGGCUUCAAGAGGGUUCUUGGUGGCAGCAUUAGAACACAGGGAUCAUUCCGCGUGCCACACGUUUUAUUACGCGAGCCAAUCGGAUGCGGAAGAAGACAAGAAGACCCCAAUAGAGUUCAGACACGUCAAGUUCGGUAAGGACCACUACCCGCGAAGAAACGAACAAAUAAAAACGAAAUCGCACGAAUGCGUUCAGGUUUUGGAUUUUUUUAAAAACGUACGCGGGGGUCGUAACGUGAUGGACGCCACCCCGACGCAUAAAAACCGAAAGAUCGACUUUAAACUGGAACAGUUGAUGGGCAAAUUGGACCUCGAUAGUUUCGGGAUAAUGGGACACUCGUUCGGGGCCGCCACUGCCCUCUACACUCUGGCUAAUGUAGCGGAACUUAGGUAUGCGGUUCUGUUGGAUCCCUGGAUGUUCCCUAUAAAAAAUGAGAGUUUGCGUGAAAAACUCGCGGGUCGCCCGGUUAUAUUUAUUAAUACGCAAACGUUUCAUAUUGCCGCGAACGUUAGGGCAAUGGCGGAGUUUGCUAAUAAGGAAAACGUCGAAAUGUACACCAUAAAGCAUACCACCCAUGAAAACCAGACCGAUUCGGCGCUGCUGGUCGGUUGCUGGUUGAACUGGUUCAUGAGGAAACUGGAUCCACUGUUGGCCUUGAAAAUCAAUAAUGCCCUGGUGCUUAAGUUUCUUAAUCGACAUUUAAAGUGCCCCGCUGACGUCUCGGAUUGCUUGGAAUUAUUGGAAAGCGAGAAGGAAAAUGUGGAGGAAGGACUUACCAAACCUUGGGCAUAAAAGAAAUACAGUUAUUAUUUUUCGGUUUAAUGGGAAACCGGUUUCUAAUAUAGGCCGCCAUCUUGGAAGCAUUUAGUAGAGAUGGGCCUAAAACGCGACAGUGAGUGCUCUAAUAGAGAUGGGCUGUAUUUUAAAUUACAUUUUCUAUAUUGUAAAUAUAUCAUAUAACAAAAAAA